This is a messenger RNA of Papaver somniferum (opium poppy), 847 nucleotides long. Its product is annotated as pathogenesis-related protein STH-2-like. The transcript has 2 exons. Gene Ontology annotation, biological process: abscisic acid-activated signaling pathway; defense response. Bases 121 to 600 code for a protein of 159 amino acids. The record is from RefSeq and is a predicted model, not a curated record. Gene Ontology annotation, molecular function: protein phosphatase inhibitor activity; abscisic acid binding; signaling receptor activity. Gene Ontology annotation, cellular component: cytoplasm; nucleus. NCBI's taxonomy places the organism in Eukaryota, Viridiplantae, Streptophyta, Magnoliopsida, Ranunculales, Papaveraceae.
CAUAUAUAUCUAUCAUCUUCACAAGCACAUCAAACUAAAACCAAAGAAGAAGAAAGAAAAAACACACUACUAGAUUUUCUAUAAUUUUUUUCGAGUUCCAAAACUUCUUUUUCUGCAAGUAUGGGUAUUGUCACCUUCACUGAAGAGCUCCACUGCCCAGUUUCAGCUAAAAGGAUGUUCCACGCCUUGUUCCGUGAUGACCACAAUUUGAUCCCUAAGAUCAUGCCCAACGUAAAAAGCGUUGAUUUCAUCUCUGGUGAUGGAAGUCCCGGAAGUGUCAACCAAGUUAACUUCGUCGAUGGACACCCAGUGAAAUUUGUGAAGCAUAGGUUGGACCACUGCGACGCUGAAAACUACUCGUGCAACUACACCGUGAUCGAAUCCGACACGUUCGGUGACAAGGUCGAAUGUGUUGCUAACGAGGUUAAAUUCGAGGAUGCAGCUGAUGGAGGAUGUAUUUGUAAGAUUAAGAGCUGCGUUCACCCAAAGGGAGAUGCUGUUCUUGAUGAAGAACAUUUGAAGGCUGGUCAUGGAGGAUACAUGGCUAAGUACAAAGCUGUUACCGAUUACCUCGUCGCAAACCCUGACGCUUACGCUUAAUUGAGUUCAGAUGUGUCUGGAGUUCUUUUCUAGUAAAUCAUGUCUCUUUUAAUCAAAACUGAGCGUGGGUUUGGUGAAUAAGUGUAAUUUGUGUGUGUGUGUUUUUGAGUUUGAGUUUGUUCAUCCUAGCUAUGUAUCCUGUUACAUGUAUGUAUGUGCGGUUAGGCAGCAACUAUAUAUGUGCCUUCCGGCGAACAAUAAUAAAAAAGGACACUAUAUUAUAAAUUUGUCACCUUUCCUCCAGAAA